This is a messenger RNA of Fusarium redolens, 1398 nucleotides long. RefSeq lists its product as uncharacterized. NCBI's taxonomy places the organism in Eukaryota, Fungi, Ascomycota, Sordariomycetes, Hypocreales, Nectriaceae. Bases 1 to 1398 code for a protein of 465 amino acids. The record is from RefSeq and is a predicted model, not a curated record. The transcript is spliced from 5 exons.
AUGUGGCUGUUUUCCAUGAUCUCUUGCGUAGUCAGUCCGCGCCACUUUAAGAAGUGGCCCCGGAUCCAGAGUGCAUGCUGCGGAAAACAGCAGCCCUGUGAAAAAGUAACGUACACCACAAAGAGUGCCAGCUGGCAAAACGGAACAAAUAUCUUCCUCGAUUGGCUUCCGUCGUUGGGAAAUGCCGACAGCGCGAUGAAAUUAGCAGCGGACCAGGGUAUUCAGACGUCACAGGGCACGUUGAUAGAAGAUCUGGACAGCCUUCUUGACCUGGUUGCGAGAAUUUCAGAUUACGACGAGCCUCAAGUCCUCAAAAUUCUCGAGCGCCUUGACUCAUUCGACUACAGGAAGCAGUCUAAGUCUCAACCGAGAGGCCCAGUAGCUUGUGCACUGUGGAACAGACCGGAUUGCCAACGACGCCGGCGACUAGAGCUCAAGGGUCUAUCCUCCGUAAGAAUUGCUAAGAGCCUUGGCCGGCAGCGUUACUGCAAGGCAAGUCGCGUACUAUACCGGUGCUCAUGUUGCACAAAUACAUACCUUAAAUGGGGCACCGCCGUUGAUCACUGGCAGACCAAACACAAUGGCCCAGUAAUCAUGUUUUGCAUGUCGUGCGGCCAUCAAUUGUCAGCUGCCAAAGCGAAGAAGCACCAAGCUAUUUGUGGAUGGAAAAUCAUGGACGUAGUUGCAACUCAACCUACUCAGGUUUGGCUCUACUUCCUUCAACAAUUGCUGAGUUUGAACCGCCAGGAAAUUUGUAAUUUGAUAGGAGCAUACCGCCUACGUGAUCCGCCCCGCCAUUAUGACACAAGAAGUAUCCCAUCCCCGAUUCCAUUCCCGGUCUGUUGCGUCCUAAUCUUUAGAAAGGUCUCACCUUCUGGAGGCGUAUCACGGCAACAGUCGCUUGACAAGUUGCGAGACAGAGAGUUGUAUGGUUUGGUUCCAGACGGAGCCUCAGCUGCAAAAGGGGGCUUAUUUGAAAUGAUUAACGCGAUAAUAACAGGCAAGUCGUUGAAAGAUCGAAAACUUCUCGUGUGGGAUCCUGACCUAUUUGAUGAUGCCCAUCAAGAACUUUACCGGUUGCAGCAUAACACAGGAGAAUUCAAAUGGGUGAGACUAGAAGCCGAACAGGGCUUUAUGUCAUUGAAUGAUCAACGUGCCCCAGUGCCUCACUUUCCCUCGACCACGUCAAUAUGCGCUGAGUUGGAAGGAAUCUCCACAAUUAGUAAACGUGAUAGCCACACGAUACACGAGCCAGAGAGUGAAGACUCAAGCGAUGUAAGUUCGAUAGCGGGCAGUGACACUGAACAUCCCUAUGGCGCCGGCUAUGCGUGGCGCGGUGCUCGACGUGCUCGACGAGCUUUCAAGACUAAGCCUAGUCGCUAUAGAGUAGGCCUCUAG